This is a messenger RNA of Gallus gallus (chicken), 3176 nucleotides long. RefSeq names its product aquaporin 7 (gene AQP7). The record is from RefSeq and is a predicted model, not a curated record. Gene Ontology annotation, cellular component: plasma membrane; basolateral plasma membrane. Gene Ontology annotation, biological process: glycerol transmembrane transport; water transport. Gene Ontology annotation, molecular function: urea transmembrane transporter activity; water channel activity; glycerol channel activity. The coding region runs from base 236 to 1219 and encodes 327 amino acids. NCBI's taxonomy places the organism in Eukaryota, Metazoa, Chordata, Aves, Galliformes, Phasianidae. The transcript is spliced from 7 exons.
AGAGGAAAUGUGCACUGUCAAACCAAGCGAGAGGAGUUUCUCCUUGUGGAAGUGUGACAGCCCUGGAGUCCAUGGGGGCUCAUCCAGACCAGGGGAGUGGUUAGCCUGGCUCUUCAGCACGAUUUGUGUCAACACCAGUACUAAAGGUGGGCCUUGACUGUACCAAAAUGCUCUGCUGAGAUCUUCCUCUCCAAACUGAGACCUAUACUACUAGUGCUGGAAGUGGACCUGCCCCAUGAAAGAAAAUGGAUUUAUGUUAGCAGAUGGUGGCUUAAUGUGUGAUGGAAAACUUCGUACUUCUUCACAGAGCCAACGUCGAGUGAAGUUUCGGCUGGUGAGUAAGUCAAGGUUGGAGCCAGAGAGCAAAAUGCUGGAGAAGAUUCAGAAGAUGCUGACAAUCCGUAGCAACUCCAUCAGGGAGCUGCUGGCAGAAGCACUGGGGAUGUACAUACUGAUGGUCUUGGGCUUAUCCUCUGUGGCACAAACAGUAUUAGGAAAAGGAGAAUUUGGGCAGUAUCUGAGCAUCAAUUUGGGAUUUGGCAUUGGCGUCACCAUGGGGAUCCAUGCAGCUGGAGGCAUCUCUGGAGCUCAUCUGAAUGCUGCCAUCACACUCACUCAUUGCAUGUUUGGAAACCUCCCCUGGAGAAAACUUCCAGUUUAUCUGCUUGGCCAGUUCCUGGGCUCCUUUCUGGCAGCAGCCACCAUCUUUGGACUCUACUAUGAUGCACUGCAUGACUACACCAACGGGAAUUUUACGGUGACAGGACCAACUGCCACAGCAUCGAUCUUCUCCACUUACCCUUCUCCCUAUAUGUCCUUAACGGGGGGCUUUUUCACAGAGUUUAUAGCAACGGUGAUGUUGCUCUUGGGCAUUUUGGUCAUCCAUGAUGAGAAAAAUAACGGAGCCCUGAAAGGCACACAUGCUCUGGUCACAGGUAUCCUGGUUCUGGGCAUUGGUAUGGGAAUGGGAAUGAAUACAGGCUAUGCCAUAAACCCCUCCCGGGACCUGCCACCAAGAAUCUUCACAGCAAUUGCUGGCUGGGGAGUAGAUGUCUUCAGGGCUGGAAAUUACUGGUGGUGGGUGCCAGUCGUAGCUCCGACACUGGGAAGUCUUGCAGGUGGUUUAAUCCACAAACUCUUGAUUGAUAUUCACAAUCAACCUGUCCUGGAGCGUGGAAAUGAGAAAGGACAGACAGUCGUUGAGAGUUCCACGUUGUGAAGGCCAUGUGCUCCCAGGAAACAUCCUGACAGCAAAUCCUGGGUGGGCACUUGCAUUGACAGUCAAAGAGUAACCAAGUGGGUAAGGGCAUGUGCAAUGGCAUUGCUGAGGUGCAUGCUUUUCUCACUCUGCAGGUGGAUAAAUGAGAGAGUAGCUUAAAAUAAAUCUGUUCUGCUUAACCAGACAAACAGGGUCUCUGAGACACUGGGCAGACCUGAGAAGGGCUAGACUGUCUAUGAACUGAAGAAAUUAUUCAGUCUUUCUGAGUCAAAAUCUGCCCCCCAAAAUCACAUUCUGGAGAUGCAAGACUCCAGUUAUCUGUAAGUUCAUUGCAAUCAAAUAUAAGAAGAUUCAACAUGGCUGGAAUAAAAAUCAGUCAAGUGAAAAUCAGGGGAUACCUACACUAUUGCAGAAACAAAGAAGUUUUGAUCUGGAAUAUUCUGCUAAAAAAUAGUAGAUAUUACACUGAUGAAUCAGGGGCUCAGAUUUGCUUCCAUUUGCUGAUCUGCCACCAUAACUAUUAUCCUGUUUGUCAGAGCACAGAGAAUCAGAAAAUGGCUUGGGUUGGAGGGGACCCUGAAGAUCAUCUAGUUCCAGCCGCCUGCAGUGGGCAAUGGGCAGGGUUGCCAACCACUAAAGCAGGCUGCCAAAGGCCCCAUUCAACCUGGCCUUGAGUGUCUGUCGAGAAAACCAAGGACAGAAAGAAACUGUCUGGAGGGUUUUCCUUGCUGGACAUAGCCUCACUGGAACAGGCUAGAUGUUUUGCACUAUGCAGGUGUGAUGGAGUCACAUGUAUUAUUACUGAUGGAUUAGACUUUAACUACAACCUUAUGAGAGGAUUCAGACAACUUCUGUGGCAGCAUCUCCAGAUGUCAAAAAAACUUGAUUCUCCACUUUGAUUGUAAGAGAAACAUGGGAGUACACCACUGUGCUCCUGCAUUAAUUCUGUGACAUACAUCUGAAUGAGGAAAUGGGCAAGCAGUAGCCUUGCAAAUCUGUAGCACCAUUGGACUAAAAGUACACCACCAUCAGCAGUAUCAGCCUAUCUCCAGGCUGGGUGAUACGGCAAAAUUUCUGGGAGAUGCUUUAGCAAGUGUGGUACAUAUGUCAGGGAUAUGAUUGUGGUACAAGGGCUGGACACUACAGAGACACAAUACAGGGCUCUACAAGGUUGGGAACUGACAGAUCAUCACUGUUAUACAGUGUUUCAAAAACUGGCAUUUACUGGCUUUAACAACCAUUCACGUUGCACUACUAAAAGGUUUACUACUGUAUUACUGUGGCAUGGGAUUAGAUGGUACGUAUCGUAUCUGUUUCCUGAUUAGAGUUCACCUUUUAUUAGUAGAGCAGCUACUCUGGGCACAAGAUGCACAGCAGUGUAAAAGGGCAAAAGAGCACUAGAUGAUUUUCUUAUGCAGAGCGUGGUAGAGGGCAGAUGUCAGACAACUGCUGGGGUUUCUGUGAGCAAUCUCUGUUAAGGGUGGGCUGUAGUAAGUGCUAGAAGCCAGCAAGGCAUGUCAGAGCCACAGAUGCUGGCUGCAGAAAUUUUGAACAGUGAACAUAGGACGGAAGUAGAAAAGCUGUUACACAGAUGAGUCUUUUUUGUCUAUGCAGCUCAAGGUGGCAUCAGCUUAAAAGACACAGUAAUUUAUCCCUUCUCAGUGAAAGUCUCUUCACUGCAUUAAAACAAAAACAAUCCAGCCUAUACCCUACUGUUGCUGUACAUCCUUGUGCAUGUGCUCCUAAAGGUAUUUCAAAUACCCAAUGACUCUGGAGGAAAAUAUUUAAAUCUUUAUUAAAAUACUACUGAGCACUUAACAGGGUGGCUUCAUCUUCCUGACAACCAUACAAACACUUGCAAAAGACUCACAACAUCCCUGUGAGGUAGGUUGGUCUUUUGUAAUUAUGUGAGCAUUUCAUAAAUAAAAAAAAUGCUGUUAUUUAAAUAAUGAACUCA